This is a messenger RNA of Harpegnathos saltator (Jerdon's jumping ant), 4031 nucleotides long. Its product is annotated as zinc finger protein 431. The record is from RefSeq and is a predicted model, not a curated record. Gene Ontology annotation, molecular function: zinc ion binding. Lineage: Eukaryota; Metazoa; Arthropoda; Insecta; Hymenoptera; Formicidae. Bases 630 to 2894 code for a protein of 754 amino acids. The transcript is spliced from 12 exons. Gene Ontology annotation, cellular component: nucleus.
GUUGGCAACUUUUUGCCUGUUGUCUCGUCAUUGUUAUCUGUCUGUCCGUAUGCGCUCUCGUGUGCCGCCAGCCGUGUUGUGUUUCUCUCGUCGGGAACUCGCUCGCGUUGUGGCGAGCGUGUUUACGGCGACGGUUGACAACACGGUUUCGCCUGUCGUGAUUUGAACGUGACCGUCCGGCGUCGAGCUUGAGUUUCCUUCGCGCGGUGACACUCGUGAAGGUCACUCAUUGGACAUAAAUAUGGCUCGAGAGAAACGGACGGCCACGUUUAGCGCGAAACAGCCGCAGCUCGAUUGAACGAGCGGUACCAACGCCGUGCGAGCCGCGCCGGGCCUCGGCGCUAAAUGCGGAAAUGAAGGAGCGAAAAUGGGUGAAGAAAUCCGUGGAAGCUUGUACGGCCAUAUUUAGCGCUAAGCUCGCUGAGCGAUGCGACAAGAGAUCGUCCCGGCGAUCGCUGCCGACGCGUCGUUAAUUGGCGAUUAUAACUGCAGAGAACCUUCCGCGUUCUUCAGGCACGACUGUCGCGGGCUUGUGAGCUUAUCAGAAGCUCGCAAGCUUGUAGUACCGUUGUUGAGUCUCAACGACAUGUCUGUCUGUGGGUCGGUUGCUUCAAUUCCUUGCAGGGACAAUGACGGCCGAUUCUGAUAAAGAUUGCAAUCACUGUUUGAUCUGCGACAACAAAGUUGGCGUGUCCACUAGAAACAGUGUACGCAUCUUCAACACCACCACUGACUCUGGGAAGCUGCUGAUUGAUAUUAUAGCAGUUAUCUUGGAGAUUGAUAUCAGUGAGGACUCUGUACUUUCCUUUGUGAUUUGUAAAAAAUGUUACAAACUUUGCAAUGAGUAUGAUGAACUUCAGGAUACUUUAGCAAAAAUUAAGACUAAUCUAUUUAAGACUUACAAGAAGACGAGGGGAUUUUCUGAGUUUCAAAACGAAACAGAAUAUAAUGAACAUGACUACGCAGACAAUACAGAAAGUCAAAGUACCAUAGUGGAGGAUAUAGAAGAAAAUAAGGACUAUAUAAUGGAGGAUGAUGCGCAAGGAGAAGAAGAAGAAGAGGAGGAGGAGGAGGAGGAGGAGGAGGAAGAGGAGGAGGAGGAGGAAGAAGAAGAAUCCAUGCUUAACACUGAGAAUGCUCCAGUUGACGCUGAGGAACUGAAUGAAACAAAAAAUGACAUUGGCAACAGCUCUAGGACGAAAGUGAAAAAGAGUAAAGAAGAUGUAAAAUUAGAAAAUAUGGACCAAAUUGUAAUUAGAGAUGGUUCCAUGUACAGUUGUCUGAUAUGCUUGGAAAAGGAGAACAAGAUGACGGGGGAUGCAAAGACGGUUAUAAUGCACAUGAAAAACGUGCACGAGACUCGUUUGUAUAUUUGCGACGUGUGUGGGCAAGAUUUUCGAAAAAGGAACGAGCUGUCCGCGCAUCUCGAUGAUCAUGUGGCGAAGGAAGAGGGUGACUUUCAGUGCGAGAUUUGUAACCGGAUAUUCAGCAACCUGCGAUUAUUCCGGAUUCACAAAAGGAUACAUUAUCCACAGGUGAAAUCGUGGACCUGCGAGACGUGCGGCAAGAAAUACAGCUCGAAGAACCUGCUGAACGAGCACAUUAACGUGCACACAGGCGCACGGCCGUACUCUUGUGAAAUUUGCGGCAAGGACUUUGCGUCCAAGUAUACGUACAAAGCGCACGCGAAGACGCACGACGUGCGGCCGCGUCCGUUUCAGUGUAAUUUGUGUAACAAAACAUUUCUGAGCCAGCAAAAUCUUAAUCGACACGAGGAGACGCACAACGGCGUGAAGGGACACGUGUGCCAACAAUGCGGCAAGGCCUUUGGUUCUCCGUACAGCUUGGAGGUUCACAACAUCGUACAUUCUGGGUACAAGCCUUUCAAAUGUAGAAUAUGCGGCAAGGCGUUCGCUCGCAAAGCAGAGAUACGCGAUCACGAGCGCGUCCAUACGGGCGAGAAGCCGUAUCAGUGCGAGUUUUGCGGAUCGACGUUCAGCCAAAGAUCGAACCUUCAGUCCCACAAGCGGGCGACGCACUACAACGACAAGCGUUACAAAUGCGACGAGUGUGGUAAAGGCUUCAAGAGGAGAAGACUUUUAGAUUACCAUAUCAAAGCGGCGCAUACCGGUGAAAGACCGUACAAGUGCGAGUUGUGUUCAGCCAUGUUUGUAUACCCUGAGCACUUCAAGAAACAUAUGCGUAUACAUACAGGCGAGAAACCAUUUCAUUGCGAGGUAUGCGGUAAAGCGUUCAACAGCAGGGACAACAGAAAUGCGCAUAGGUUUAUACACAGCGACAAAAAGCCAUACGAGUGUCUGGUGUGCGGCGUGGGCUUCAUGAGGAAACCGCUGCUGUAUGCGCAUAUGCAAGCUCAGAACCACCUAAACGACACCAUAGUCGUGAAUCAGCCACGACUGACGACGACUGAGGAAGAGAAUCAAGUUAUAACGAUUCCGACCAACGCUACCAACGAAGUGUUGAUGGAGGAAACUGACCAGGAACAGGUAAACUUGGAAGCCAGCUUGUACGUGACCGAGUUGAAGGAUCAUGUAAUCAUACAUCAAGAAGAAGAAGAUCCGAUAUACACGGAGGAGGGAGUAUUGAAUAUACCCGCGGAAGAAAAUGUAGACACGGAAGUGGAUCACCUGGUCGUCGAGUCUCAGAUGGAUUUCACGGAGAACGAUAUUGGAGUUAAAAACGACACUGAUAUUGUGGAACAUGUCGAGGAGGUAUACAAUUAUAACGAGACCGAGGAGGCUCAGACGAUAGUCGUACCUGCCACUACGGAAUAUAAAGACAUGGAUGAUAAGAACGUGCGUUUGGUGCAGAUCAGAUUUCCAUCCAUCAACGAAGACGGCAGAAGUUGGCUGAGCUUAGUACAAAACACUUGAAAUGUUCACGUUCUAAUGCAGCUUGUUAGAGAAUAGGAUUGAAUUAAUAAGGGAGGUUUAUAUAAUAAAAUGUGUCGGAAUGAUUUUCAUGUCUGAAGUGGUUGAAUCUUUGUUGUAGUAUUUUCGCUGUACUUUCACUGAUAUCUGUACGUCAGGACGGGACAGCUUUCAUAUUCGUAUUGUGCUACAUAAAUCACAAUAAGUUCAUUUUUAAUACAAAGCCAAACUUGAAACUGUGCAGUUGAAACGAUCAAUUGUCCGGCACUUAAUUAAACAACACUUCUUUCAUUUUGUAUUUGGCAUGUUUCAUUUAUUAUGUUAUUUCUUAUAUAUACACAUUUCUUGUAUAUAUGUGUAUAUAUACAUGUGUUCCGAAUUUGAUUUUUAUGAAAUGUCGGUCUUUCCAAUAACCUCAAACCAUUGCCGCAGAGCGUCGCUAACACUGUGUGUUUGUCUCGGACAUUCAUGUAAAAUGGGAAUGGAAAGUCAUCCAUGCACGAGCGGAAUUCCACCAAUUUAUUUCCGUCAAACACGGGUUCACGAAUGGAGCACUCCAGUAUGGAGUGCUGGAAAGAACAGAUAGAUUAAUUCUCGCCGAUACGUAAUUAAGCCGAGUGAGGAAUAUCGCAACAUGUUAUAAUUAGCAACGCGUAGUAUCUUAAGGAUAUAAUUACCUUAUUUGAUGAAUUAUCAAGUAUUAUAAACAGCGUGAAGAUGUUGGCCAGUCUAGUUCUCCUCACGGCGCGAGUUACUUGUCGUAUUCCGACCGAGAAUAUCCUCAUCCGAUAAUAUCAUCAGUUUGGCGUUAUCGGAUGUGGUGUAUUGAUUCUCAGACGUGUCUACUGUAAAGUCCACCACUUCCGCAAACUUGGUACUCUUCUGGUCGUAUAUCUUAUCUCUCGUAUAAUACAGAGAUAAAAUUAUUAUUUAAAUAUGUUUCUGUUGGUUGCUUUUCCCGGAGAGUUCUUUGGAGUUCACGAAUUACCUUGAGAAGUUUGUCGCUGCUCCUUAUAAAUUCUCAAAUUACUUUUUAAAUAUUGGAAAAUUGAAAAUUAAUUACAAAAAUGAAUGCUGUCCUGUUCUACAUGUAAGGAUAUAUAUAUAUAUAUGCAUAUAUAUAUAUAUAUACAUGCGCAG